This is a messenger RNA of Saitoella complicata NRRL Y-17804, 1500 nucleotides long. RefSeq lists its product as uncharacterized. The transcript is spliced from 3 exons. Lineage: Eukaryota; Fungi; Ascomycota; Saitoellomycetes; Saitoellales; Saitoellaceae. The coding region runs from base 1 to 1500 and encodes 499 amino acids. The record is from RefSeq and is a predicted model, not a curated record.
AUGGCAGCGGAAGACAUGCAACAGGAGCUGCAGGCUCUUUUCCCGCUCCUCGAUACGGCCCUCAUCGCCGCUAUCGCAAACGAGUCAGACGACAUAGAAAGCGCAAAGGAGAUUCUCGAGGUGCUCAACGCAGAAGCUGUAGCGGAUGGUUUAGAUGCACCGGUGAAUGAUCUCCAUUGGAGCGAGACGAGUGAGGAGCUGGCCGGAUCGACGGCGACGAGUAGUGCGUUGAGCCUCGGAGCAUUGGAGGAUUUGAAUUUGGAUGAUGCAGGUGACCUCGACCACGAAGCCCUUUCAUUUCUGGUCUUGUCCUUCCCGAAACAGAAACUCGCCAAUUUAAAGAUCGCUCUCCGAAAAUGCAAUGGCGACGUCGUCCGCGCCGUCGACGAACUCCUCAACAAAGAACUCCUCGACCAAGAAAAAGAAAUCGAGGGUCUUCCUCAAUCAGGCACCGUAGACGACCUCUUUGUCGGCGACGGACUCCCACGACGAAAAGGAAAGAAGAAGAAGCACGUGCAUGAUACUUCUCCUACUGAGGACGAGUCCGUACAGAAUGGCUCUUCCUGGGAGCGGUUUGGGAUUGAGGUGGAGUGGCUAACAAAGCAUUUGCAUUUACCACGCGAGAAGGUAACGUCGGCAUACCACGCCGCCUCAUCAUCCCUUCCCGCUGCCCUACGUACCCUCCUCUCCCUUCCCCGUGACGAAGCGUCUGAAAUAUGCGCAAGAGAGGAUUACAUACAGAAUCUAGUAACACUAGAACGGUCGCACGGUAUGGUCACUACGGAAACGUGUACGAACAUCCUGGUUGCGGCGCAUGGAGACAUGGAAACCGCGACCUCCAUUGCCAACAUUCUCCAACGCUCAGCGACGGCACCAAGGGGGUCGAGUACGACGUCUUCAGCCACCGUCUCCGGAACUUCAACGCCUCGCAAAACCCCUGCCACCACCCAAACCAAAUCCUACGCCGCCGCCUCCUUGAUCGACGAAGAUGACAUCCGCAAUCCCGCACAAGUUCGAGCUCUUGCACAGGAAUAUGCCGCAAAAAGAGAUGCCGCAUACCGCCAAGCCGCCCUCGCCUUCAAACGCGGCAAAAGCGACCAUCUCCUCGGCGGCGCAACGUCGUAUUACUCAGACCUCGGUCGAUCAUAUGACGCAAAAUUUCGGAAAUGGCAGCAACUCGCCGCGACAUCGCAUGUCGCCUCCAACUCGACCGCGAACAGGAUUGAUUUGCAUGGUGUUUCUGUGCAGGAAGCACUCGUGAUAACUAAGGAGGCAGUGACGCAAUGGUGGUCGCGGACGAAAGUGAUGGAGUAUAAGACGCAUGAUGUGGGAGCGGGGGCGUUGUGGAUUAUCACUGGUGUGGGAAAUCAUUCCGAGGGGGGCGAGGCGAGGUUGGGUCCGGCUGUGAGGAGGUGGUUGGAGAGGGAUGGGUGGGUUGUUAAGGGGGGAGGGAAGGGGAGUUUGGUUGUUACGGGGGUGGUGAAGAUGGGGAAGAAGUGA